AUGGAGGUCUACCGAAUUCCAGACCUCACAAAAUGUCGCUUAUUGGCUGCAACCGUUAGGGAUGACGCUCACCACUGGGCUUCCGUUACUUAUGCCCCAUCUACCAACACUCUGGCUAACAUUAAACAGAAGGAAGAUGAGACACUGAGGGAAUAUUUCAAACGCUUCAACUCAGAGGUUCCCCGUGUCAGGCCAACAUCAAAGGAAACCCUGAAGAAUUUCUUGAUAGCAGGGGUAAGGCCUGGAACAGAAUUCUGGAAGGAGUUGCAGGGACGAGAGCCUAAAACCCUGGCUGACUUCUUUGCUAGGGCGGAACCCUAUAAAAUAAUUGAGGAAUCUCUUGCUAAGCUGAAGAAGGAGUCGAAGUUCGAAAGUCGUAGCAACUGGAAAAGAAAAAGGGAUAGGUCUUACAGCCCAGAAAGGAGAAACACCUAUAAGAGGAACCCCUACACAAGGCCUACUGGUGAGAAGCCCUCAAGCCGAGAUGGCAAAACCUCACCUAUCACUGUGAAUGCAACCAGCACACAGGGCUUCGACAAAUCAAGGCUAACGCUGAGGAAGACCAGGGAUCCAAGGUACAAUGAGUAUACACCUCUCACAGCCUCCAUAGAGCAUAUUUUCGAGGUUGGGGACAAGGCAAGGCUCUUCAGAAAGCCUUUUCGAAAUGGACCCCCCGGAAACAAAGACCAGGAGAAAUAUUGUGCUUUCCACGACCUGAAUGGGCAUGAAACGGCGGAAUGCGUGCACCUCAAGGAUCACAUAGAGGAUCUCAUUAGAAGUACUGGAUACCUGACAGAAUUUGUGGCCCAAGAGGCUAAAAAAUAUAAGGACCAGAAGGCCGAAAAGGCUAAUGAACAAGGAACCAACCGUAACACCCGGGCUGGCAGCGUGCAAAUGAUCAUCGGAGGACCUUUUGUGGGAGGCCAGGGACGCAGUGGUAUGAAGAGAUAUGUGCGGGAAGCCCGAGGGCAACCCCUAACUAAUGUGUGCCACCUGUCUGAGAGGCCUCCUAAAAUGUUUAAAGGGGAGACCAUGGACAUUACCUUUACUGAGGGGGAUGCGCGCACAGUACACCAUCCUCAUAGCGAUGCCCUGGUAGUAUCAGCCGUGAUCGGGAAUAUCAAUGUGCACAGGCUUCUCGUGGACAACGGAAGCUCUGUCAACAUUCUGGCUUACAGUGCAUACCAAAGAAUGAAGAUGGCAGAUAAGGACAUGAUGGCUUGCUAUAAUGAAUUAUAUGGCUUCACGGGAAACGCUGUACAAAUUAUUGGAAGGGUGAGGCUGCCAAUCACCCUUGGAGUAGAGCCGCUGGCUACCACUCAGGUUGCAGAAUUCAUGAUAGUGAAUGAGGACAUAUCCUAUAACGGGAUCCUGGGCAGACCAAUCGUUAGGCACAUGCGGAUUGUAACUUCAAUCUACCACCUAUCCAUGAAAUUCCCAACCCCGAAUGGAGUAGGGUGUGUACAGGGAUGCCAAGCUGACUCCCGAGAAUGCUAUAGCAGGGCUUUGAGGUCUGCAGUGAAGGCCUGCAAGGAGGUCCAACUUGUGGAUGGAGGCAUCCCGGAAAAUUAUUACAAACAAGUGGAGCCAGAGGAGAAACCUGAGGCGAAAACACAGGGAAAGAUAUUGAUAAAAUUUUUGAAAGAGACUUGCAACUUGGUGGUCAUUGUGCAACAUCCGGGGGAAGACUUAUACCUUGAAGCCUCAUAUGCUGGACAUGGAUGA
This is a messenger RNA of Daucus carota subsp. sativus, 1725 nucleotides long. RefSeq lists its product as uncharacterized. The coding region runs from base 1 to 1725 and encodes 574 amino acids. The transcript is spliced from 2 exons. NCBI's taxonomy places the organism in Eukaryota, Viridiplantae, Streptophyta, Magnoliopsida, Apiales, Apiaceae. The record is from RefSeq and is a predicted model, not a curated record.